This is a messenger RNA of Verticillium dahliae VdLs.17, 762 nucleotides long. RefSeq lists its product as uncharacterized. The record is from RefSeq and is a predicted model, not a curated record. Bases 1 to 762 code for a protein of 253 amino acids. The transcript is spliced from 4 exons. Lineage: Eukaryota; Fungi; Ascomycota; Sordariomycetes; Glomerellales; Plectosphaerellaceae.
AUGCCCAUCCGCAAUCCCUUCGCCCGCAGACCCGGCGCUGCCAUCGGCGUUCAGGAUGAGAACGCCCGGCCUGCCGAUGACCGUCUCAACCCCUCGCACCCCGGAUUCGAAAAGGUCGACACUGUCGGCUCCAAGGCCUCUUCUGCCCUCAGCAUCAACAGCGGACCGGACAAUGGCGAAUACAAGAUGAGCGUUGUCAAUGAUAGUGGAGUCUACCUGCCGCCGUCACCUACAGAAGAGAAGGCCGCUUGGCCCAAGAAGUAUCUCUCGUCAGCCCGCAACUCGACAGACACGCGCAACGGCAGCGUCGGCGACAUUGAGCACUUUUCAAUUUCCCGCGAGUCUUUCGAUUCCUACAGACGAUCAUUUGACAUCUCGGCCCGGUCGCCGAUGCCGUCGCAUGACCUCCCGGCACGCCAAUCUCUCGACUCGCACCGAUUUCCCCGUCUGCCACGGUCGGCCUUUGAUCGCAAGGCCGCCAACGAACCGCCGACGGUUGAGGAAUCUCAUUUUGAGGACGUCGGCCUCAACGACGACCACAAGCACGGACAACCACAGCGCAAACGAGGCCUCUUUGCGCGUUUUGGCGACUCGAACACGGAUCUGCACAAGGAGACGCCGUCGAGCCAGCCCAACAACAAUGCCGUGUCGCGGUUCCUCGGACGUAAGCGAGGACAGAGCCAGAGCGGCCAGGGUGCCGAGCUCGGCAGCAUCGAAAGGCCGACGACGGCGACGCCGGUUGAGGCGCAGGAGGUGCACUGA